CUGGUGUUUUGCAGCCAGUCUCUGUCUUUGCCUCUAGAAGGAUGUCUUCUGACUGCUCCUCCAUGCCCUGCUCUCCUGAGUCCUGUACCAGGGCUUCCUGUUGUGCACCUGCCUCAAGCUGUUCCAUGGAGACAGCUUGUCUCCCUGGUUCCUGUGGUGCAUCCCGAUGUCAGACCCCUAGCUUCCUCUCCAGGUCUCUCGGGCUGACCGGUUGCCUCCUGCCAUGCUACUUUACUGGGAGUUGUAGUAGUCCCUGCUUGGUGGGGAACUGUGCCUGGUGUGAGGAUGGAGUGUUCACUAGCAAUGAGAAGGAGACGAUGCAGUUCCUGAAUGACAGACUCGCCAACUAUCUGGAGAAGGUGCGCAGCCUGGAGGAGACCAAUGCAGAGCUGGAAUCCAGGAUCCAAGAGCAAUGUGAACAGGAUAUCCCACUGGUGUGCCCCGAUUAUCAGUGUUACUUCAAUACCAUUGAAGAUCUCCAACAAAAGAUCCUAUGCACGAAGGCAGAGAAUUCUAGACUUGCUGUACAGCUUGACAACUGCAAACUGGCCACUGAGGAUUUUAAGUCAAAGUACGACAGUGAACUGUCCCUUCGCCAGCUGUUGGAGGCUGACAUCAGCGGCCUGCGUGGGAUCCUGGGUGAGCUGACCUUGUGCAAAUCCAACCUGGAGGCCCAUGUGGAGUCUCUGAAGGAAGAUCUCCUUUGCCUUAAGAAAACCCAUGAAGAGGAAGUCAACUUGCUUCGUGGACAGCUUGGCGACCGCCUCAGUGUGGAGCUAGAUACUGCCCCCACCCUUGACCUCAACAGGGUCCUGGAUGAGAUGCGCUGUCAGUAUGAAACGGUGCUCGCCAACAAUCGCAGAGAAGCAGAAGAAUGGUUCGCUGUUCAGACAGAAGAGCUGAAUCAGCAGCAACUGUCCAGCACGGAGCAGCUGCAGGGCUGCCAGAUGGAGAUCUUGGAACUGAAACGCACAGCCAAUGCUCUGGAAAUUGAGCUCCAAGCACAGCAAAGUCUGACAGAAUCUCUGGAAUGUACCGUGGCAGAAACUGAGGCCCAGUACAGCUCCCAGCUGGACCAGAUUCAGUGCCUGAUCGAUAACGUGGAGAACCAGCUGGCUGAGAUCCGCUGUGACCUGGAGAGACAGAACCAGGAGUACCAAGUGCUGCUGGAUGUGAAGGCCCGGCUGGAGGGUGAAAUCAACACAUACCGGGGCCUGCUGGACAGUGAGGACAGCAGGCUUUCCUGUAACACAUGUUCGACCACAUGCACACCGAGCGACGCUUGCGAGCCAUGCUCAGCCUAUGUAAUCUGCACAGUUGAAAACUGCUGUUUGUGAAUGUGAAGGACAGCAGGUGGAGGAACCAAAGCCAGCAGCGUCCUGGAAAGGAGAUGGGGCUUCAAGCAGGGACGCCCGAACUGGAAGCACAAGUCCAGGGGGCUUUCAUAUCCUGGAAUUGCCCUCCAGGCAUCCUCUGCUAUACCAUUUCCUCUCCUCCUGGCUUAUGUGUGGUAUGCUGGGAGCCCAUAAAGCAUUCUUGCAGAUCUCCAGAUAAAAAGUGUUUUAUUCCUGUAGCAUGGUAAGUAUAGCUCUGUGGCUGAUUGCUGUUGAUGGAAUAUUCAUGGAAAGGGAAUCAUCUAAACCCAUAACCAUAGUUUCAAUGUACAUAAACCAAGGCUGAAAACAUUUUUUAACCCCUCAGAUACAAAUAAAUUAAUGAACCCAUGCAAAAUGUCAUAUAUCUUAGAAGAUAGUUGUAUGUAUCUUUCUGAGAGAAAAUCUAGGAAUAAAAUGUGA
Messenger RNA from Sapajus apella (tufted capuchin), 1796 nucleotides. It is a transcript of the gene KRT40, whose product is annotated as keratin 40. Gene Ontology annotation, molecular function: structural molecule activity. Bases 42 to 1337 code for a protein of 431 amino acids. The transcript is spliced from 7 exons. The record is from RefSeq and is a predicted model, not a curated record. NCBI's taxonomy places the organism in Eukaryota, Metazoa, Chordata, Mammalia, Primates, Cebidae.